UUUCAGAAAAUAUUAAUUCGUUGACAUUCAAUUCAGAAACAGAAAAGGCAAGAUUCUUAGCAUCAACAUGACUUUGAUACCAUGGCGUAACGGUCAAUCAAUGGUUUGGGACGCAACGUGCUCAGAUACUCUGGCCCCAUCGUAUCUACGUUUGUCAAGCAAAUCGCCCGGUAGAGUUGCAAAUAAGGCAGCAAAUAUUAAAUUGGGGAAAUAUAAGAAAUUGAUAGAAGAUAAUUAUAUAAUCAUUCCAUUUGCAAUAGAGACUCUAGGUCCAUGGUGUACCGAAGCGAUUAAGUUCAUUGACGUCUUGGGAAAGUUGUUAGCAAAUGUGACGAACGAAAAGAAAUCGAAAUUGUAUUUGAAGCAAAGAAUCUCCAUUGCACUUCAACGUUCUAAUGCCGCUUGUAUAAUGGGAACAUUCGACGGCGAUUUGAAGAAGUUAGAUGAAAUCUAUUAUAUUUUAUAAUUUUGUUUUGUGGUGUUGUGAGAUGAUUUAUUUUCAGUUUACUAAGCUAAGUUAUUUUUCUCCUGUUUCUCCUGAAUCAGGCCAGUUUCCAUGGUUCUGGAUAAAUAGAUUAGGGUAACUUUUGUUAAGAAUAGUUGCCACUCCAUGGGUGGAAUUUGUUUCAUUUUAUGAUACAAAUUUAGGUUUAUGAAAAUGAAUAAAAGAAUUUAUUUUGAAAAUCAAAAA
Messenger RNA from Bradysia coprophila, 691 nucleotides. RefSeq lists its product as uncharacterized. The record is from RefSeq and is a predicted model, not a curated record. Lineage: Eukaryota; Metazoa; Arthropoda; Insecta; Diptera; Sciaridae.